GGCAAGUAGACUCCCUGUCGUCGUACAUUGCGAUUCGCCCCACACGGCGUUCGUCUCCCCCAUCACCCCUUCCCCUUCGUUUUCUAUCUCUGCUGAGGCCUGUGCUUAGCCCGGCUCAGUUGCACGUGCCCCCACCCCCCCGGAGGCCGUCUUUCCAACCAUGAGGGUCCUCCACCUGCUCCGCCCCGUUUAUUCUUACCUCCCCGAGGUCAAGGAGCCCAACAAGCGUGCUAUCUCCUUCAAGGAGAAGCUCAUGUGGACCGGUGUCUGCCUGCUGAUCUAUCUCGUUUGCAGCCAGGUCCCCCUGUUCGGCAUCCUGUCCAAUGAGAAGGCCGAUCCCUUCUACUGGGCCCGCAUGAUCCUGGCGUCCAACCGUGGCACGCUCAUGGAGCUCGGUAUCACCCCGCUUGUCACUUCCGGCAUGAUUCUCCAGGUCCUCGUUGGUGCCAACAUCAUCGAGGUCGACCAGUCGGUCGAGGAGGACCGCGAGCUCUAUGCCGCGGCGCAGAAGUUCAUUGGUCUCGUCUGGUCCCUGGGCCAGGCCAUCGUUUCGGUCUACACUGGCAUGUACGGCAACCCGGCGGAUCUGGGCCUGCCCAUUUGCGCGCUCCUGGUGCUGCAGCUCUUCCUGGCUGGUCUGCUGGUCAUGCUGAUCGACGAGCUCCUGUCCAAGGGCUACGGUCUCGGCUCCGGCAUCACCCUGUUCAUCUCCACCAACAUUUGCGAGAACAUCCUGUGGAAGGCCUUCUCCCCGACCACCAUCAACCUGGGCCGUGGUACCGAGUUCGAGGGCGCCAUCAUUUCCCUGAUCUACCUGCUGGCCACUCGCACCGACAAGACCCGCGCCCUGCGUGAGGCCUUCUACCGCGACAACCUGCCGAAUGUGACCAACCUGCUGGCCACCGUCCUCAUCUUCCUGAUUGUCAUCUACUUCCAGGGCUUCCGUGUGGACGUCCGCAUCCAGUCGACUCGCGGCUACAGCCCCCCGAUGACCUACCCGAUCAAGCUCUUCUACACCUCCAACAUGCCCAUCAUCUUCCACUCGGCCCUGGUGACCAAUGUCUAUCUCUUCUCGCAGAUCCUGUACAACCAGUUCCCGGAGAACUUCCUGGUCCGCAUGUUCGGCGUGUGGCGCAACCACCCCGGCUCGAGCCAGCUCUUCGCCGUCGGCGGUCUUGCCUACUACAUGUCCCCGCCGCGCACCCUGGCCGACAUCGCCUCGGAUCCCGUCCACACGAUCAUCUACAUUGCCUUCGUGCUCGGGACUUGCGCCCUGUUCAGCUCCAUCUGGGUGUCCUUCUCCGGCCAGUCUGCUCGUGACGUGGCCGCCCAGUUCCGUGCCCAGUCCAUCACCAUCAAGGGCCAUUCCAACAAUGUGGAGGGCUUCCUGAACCGCUUCAUCCCGAUUGCCGCGGCCUUCGGUGGUCUCUGCAUUGGUGCUCUGUCCAUCUUCGCCGACUUCACCGGCGCCAUCGGCUCUGGCACUGGUAUCCUGCUGGCCGUCAGCAGCAUCUUCCAGUACUACGAGCUGUUCGUCAAGGAGCAGCGCGAGAAGGGUGUCAGCCUCCAGUCCCUGAUGGAGUGAGGGGCUUUUGCCACACGUGAAGCUGGGCCUCGAGCAGAGACCCCGCCGCAAGGGGGGCGGGGGAGGGCGGGAUCUUGGGAGGGAAUAUUCCUCCCCCCUUUCCUUCCCUCUUGCCUCGUUCCUCUCUCUCUCUCUCUUUGCCUCCUGCUCAUAGUGUGCAUCCUUUGUCCUUCCUUUGGCCCCGCGCCGGCAUGCGCGGGGAGCGGGGAAGCGGGUCCCCCCCCCCCUCCCACCCGCCCUCUCUCGCCCCCCAUCCUGUGCGAUGUGUGUCUGUGUCCUGUCUGUGCAUGCGUCGUUCCUUGUACUGGCCCGCGCAUCCCCCCUCUCCUUCCUCCUCCCCCUCUCUCUCUGUUCCCCCUCUCCCUCGGUGCAUGUCAUCCUUUGUGCAUCUUCCAGAGAGGCGGGGACUGGCCAAGAGCGGCGCUGCCGGAAAGAUCCCCCCCACCCCCGGCGGGAGGCCUGUGCUUAUUUUCCUGCACAUGCCGCCCCCUCUCCCCCUUCCCCCCCCCUGUCCCUCUUUCCUUCCCUUGUGCAUCCCCUCAGAUCUUUCUCGCGCACGCACAUACGCACACCCACACCCCCACGCGCAUGCAUGGGAACACAGGUUCCCUCCCACGCGUAGCGCUCUCGCGGUGCCUCCACUGCCUACCCUCGUCUCCUUCCCCCCCCCCCUCCUUUCCCCCCUAUAUACACCUUUUUAUACACACAUAUACAUACGAGAUCUUCGA
Fonticula alba is the source of this 2313-nucleotide messenger RNA. Its product is annotated as protein transporter SEC61 subunit alpha. The record is from RefSeq and is a predicted model, not a curated record. Bases 161 to 1585 code for a protein of 474 amino acids. The transcript has 4 exons. Lineage: Eukaryota; Rotosphaerida; Fonticulaceae. Gene Ontology annotation, molecular function: ribosome binding; transmembrane protein transporter activity; signal sequence receptor activity. Gene Ontology annotation, cellular component: Sec61 translocon complex; membrane. Gene Ontology annotation, biological process: post-translational protein targeting to membrane, translocation; SRP-dependent cotranslational protein targeting to membrane, translocation.